Molecule: messenger RNA, 3632 nt
Organism: Amaranthus tricolor (Joseph's coat)
Lineage: Eukaryota; Viridiplantae; Streptophyta; Magnoliopsida; Caryophyllales; Amaranthaceae
Exons: 14
Coding region: 156-3263 (1035 amino acids)
Molecular function (GO): glycosyltransferase activity
Source: RefSeq, a predicted model, not a curated record
CACUUUCCCACUUCAUACUCAAUAAAAAAAUAAACAGAUGAAAUCCAAUUAAGAUGCAAACAUGCAGUGAAGAUGAGUGAUAAUAAAAUACUCCAUUGAUGAUACUUCGUUAACUCAAUUCAAUUCUUAACUCACUUUCUUCCUUCAUCCUCUUAAUGGGUCGCCUUUCUCAAUCUUCACCGGAAACCACCUCUUCAGUUGACGACAAUGGCGCCGAUCUAGGGUUUCGAUCUAACUACGAUCGUUCUCUAUUCAAACGCACACAUCCUCCUCACUCUUCUGACACCUCCAAAUUAUCUGAUCGACAGUUUUUUGCCACUGGACAUCGUUUUCGUUCUCGGAGGAAAACUUUUCAACUCAAAGGAAAUUCGUUAGUUUACGUUAUUAUUUUAGUUGCUGUGUUUGGCUUUGCGUUGGCUUCUAUGGUGUUGCAGAGUUCUAUUACUUCUGUGUUCAGACAAGGUGUUAAUGUCGGUGGAAUGUCUUCUCAGGGGUUGAAGCUUGGUACUAGUUUACGAUUUGUUCCUUCUAUGAGGUUUCUUGAAGAAGGUCGGCUUGAUCUGCUUCGGAAGAUGCCUCGGAUUGGUGUUAGAGCACCUAGACUUGCUCUUAUUUUAGGAAACAUGAAGAAAAACUCUGAGACAUUAAUGUUGUUCACACUGAUGAAGAACUUGCGGCAUAUUGGCUACAAGUUGAAGUGCUAUGCUCUGAAGGACGGUGAAGCACGAGCAAUGUGGGAAGAAAUAGGAGGUCGAAUGACAAUUCUAAGUCUUGAAAGAUAUGAACAUUUUGAUUGGUCCCAAUAUGAAGGUGUCAUUGUGAAUUCUCUUGAGGCUAAAGAAGUAAUAUCAAGCCUCAUGCAGGCGCCAUUUUGUUCUGUGCCGGUUGUAUGGAUUAUUCAAGAUGAUAGCCUUGCAAAGCGUCUUCUGCAUUACAACAAGAUGGGCUGGGACCAACUUAUUUCCCAUUGGCAAAUUGCAUUUGGCAGAGCUGAUGUUGUUGUCUUUCAUGAUUUUUCCUUGCCGAUGUUGUAUAGUGUCCUUGACAAUGGAAACUUCUUUGUAAUUCCUGGAUCUCCAAUUGAUGUGUGGGCUGCGGAACGCUAUCUUAAAACCCACUCCAAAAACGAUUUGCGGAAAAGAAAUGAUUAUGAUGCAGAUGAUGUGCUGGUUGUGGUUCUUGGAAGUUCAAUCUUCUACAAUGAACUAUCUUGGGAUUAUGCUGUUGCGAUGCAUACUAUUGGACCUCUUCUUACCAAGUAUGCCAAGGGGAAGGAUGCUGAUGGAUCAUUUAAAUUCAUCUUUUUAUGUGGGAAUACCAGUUACGGGUCAAAUGAUGCUUUAGAGGGUAUUGCUUCUCGCCUAAGACUUAGUCCUGGUUCCAUAAGGCAUUAUAGCAUGGGCCAUGAUGUGAAUGGAGUGUUAUUGAUGGCUGACAUAGUUCUUUACGGAUCAUCACAAGAUGAAGAAGCCUUCCCGUCAUUAUUAAUCAGAGCUAUGUCCUUUGGAAUUCCCGUAGUUGUACCUGAUCUUCAAGUGAUAAGUAAAUAUGUUGUUGAUGGUGUUCAUGGAAUGGUUUUCUCUAAGAAUAACCCAGAUGAUUUGCUGAGAAUCUUCUCGCUUUUAAUUUCAAGUGAAGGAAAACUGUCCAAGUUUGCUGAUGUAGUGGGCUCUACUGGGAAGCUUCUUGCUAGGAACUUGUUAGCUUUUGAGUCUAUAAUUGGCUAUGCGAAGCUUAUGGAAAAUGUUCUAAAUUUUCCUUCAGAUGCUUCUCUGCCUGCACCAAUAUCUCAGAUUCAACAGGAUUCAUGGGAAUGGAAUUCCUUCAGUGAAGUGAUGGAACAGACAGCUGAUGGCAUGACAAGUAUGGAUGAGGAAGGAAAUAUAAUGGAAGGGUCUAUUUUGAUUCGGAUGCUUGAGGAAGAUUUUAAUACUUUUGCAACUUUGAGGAAUAUGUCUGUGGACACUAUUGACAUCGCAAAACAGGAUCUUAUAAGCACUGACGAUCUAAAUGGUGCUGAAGAGAUAGCAAGCUUUGAAGAGUUUGAGAGGCGAGAAAUGGAUCAGAUUGAUGAGAGAACGGAAAAGGACCCUGGUGUUUGGGAUGUGAUAUACCGAAAUGCUCGUAAAUCUGAGAAACUCCGGUUUGAAGUUAACGAAAGAGACGAUGGUGAAUUACAAAGAACAGGUCGCCGGAUAUGCAUUUAUGAAGCUUAUAGUGGUGCUGGGGCCUGGCCCCUUUUGCAUCAUGGUUCUCUGUACCGUGGUUUGAGUCUUUCUAGAAGAUCACGGAGAUUAAGCUCUGAUGAUGUGGAUGCAGCUUAUAGACUUCCCUUCCUAAAUGACCCCCAUUAUCGGGACAUUCUCUGUGAAAUGGGAGGCAUGUUUUCUAUUGCAUAUAAGGUGGAUGAUAUACACAAGAGACCAUGGAUUGGAUUUCAGUCAUGGAAAGCUUCGGGUAGAGGGGUUUCACUGUCUCAUAAAGCUGAAAUUUCUCUUGAAGAUAUAAUACAGAAUGAAACCAAAGGAGAGGCUAUUUACUUCUGGACACGAUUGGACACAGACCUUGGUCUUUCAGAAAGCAAUAGCUUGAUUUCGUUUUGGUCAACAUGUGAUGUCUUAAAUGGAGGAUAUUGCAGAACGGCUUUUGAAAAUGCAUUUCGCCGUAUGUACGGCUUGCCUUCAAAUGUCGAUGCCCUUCCUUCAAUGCCCGAGGAUUCUGAUCACUGGUCUGCUUUGCAUAGCUGGGUCAUGCCAACAUCUUCCUUUCUGGAAUUCAUGAUGUUCUCGAGGAUGUUUGUUGAUUCUCUUGAUGCUUUACAUAGUGACGGAAGUAGAACAACUCACUGUCCACUGGGAGUUUCAGAAAUUGAGAAAAAACACUGUUAUUGUCGUGUUUUGGAGCUUCUAGUCAAUGUCUGGGCCUAUCAUAGCGCACGGAGUAUGGUAUACAUUGAUCCACGUACGGGUAUACUGGAAGAACAGCACCCUGUAAAUCAAAGGAAAGGAUCUAUGUGGGUCAAAUACUUCAACUUUACACUGUUGAAAACCAUGGACGAAGAUCUUGCAGAAGCUGCCGAUGAUGGUGAUCUGCAACGUGAAGCCUGGUUGUGGCCGUUGACCGGGGAAGUGCAUUGGCAAGGCAUAUACGAAAGGGAAAGGGAGCAAAGAUAUAGGCUCAAAAUGGAUAAGAAACGAAAAAUUAAAGAGAAACUAAUUGAGAGGAUGAAGUACGGGUAUAAACAGAAAUCUCUUGGAAAAUAAGCAAUCUCUAGAACUAAACCCCGCGAUGUCAUAGUACAGAAGCUUGCUUCUGCUAGAAAACGACUAAGCCAACAUAAAUCAGCGACAUUCUUUGCUAGCUACGUAAUCUCUCGUCAUUGUGUAUUCGUAUCAUCAAAGGUGAGGCCUUCAAAAUAUCAAGUGGGACACAUGACUGCUCGGUUGCUAAAAUUUGAGAAGCAGCAGCAAUUGCUUGUUAGUUGCUCGGCCAUGUUGACAAGAGCAAGACAUUCGUUUAGAUUCUUUUGCUUACUAAUUGAUGUUAAAUGAACGUGUAUAUUCUCAUCUGACUGACUGUAUAUUGGCCAGUGGCAUGAAAUGCAAAUUUUGAUGGAAUAGGUUCAAUCUCUA